Saprolegnia diclina VS20 is the source of this 2173-nucleotide messenger RNA. RefSeq lists its product as hypothetical. The record is from RefSeq and is a predicted model, not a curated record. Gene Ontology annotation, molecular function: protein binding. The transcript is spliced from 13 exons. The coding region runs from base 1 to 2163 and encodes 720 amino acids. NCBI's taxonomy places the organism in Eukaryota, Oomycota, Saprolegniomycetes, Saprolegniales, Saprolegniaceae.
AUGCCCAUUGCCGCCGCCAACCCUCGCCCCAACCCUCGCCUCCACCGACGCGCCAGCAGCGGUGUCGACCACGCGGCCGAGACGCAGCUCCUCCACGCCCCCUUCCUCGGCGUAGAGGAAGCGCUGCCAUGGCAGCACGCUUCGUUUGCUGUCACGGGCUUUUGCGUCGCGCCGGCGACCGAGACGGCGCCGCUCUUCAACGUGGGCUGCAUGACGUGCGGCUCGUCCAUGGCGUCGGUGCUGGAGGCCGCCAAGGGCGAGCUACGGCUCGACUUGCCGAGUUCAUUUCUGACACUGCCGUCGUUUGUCUACCGACUGCAGAUUCAAACGGUCGGUGACGAGCCGUGGGGCAAGCUGCGCAUGAUCCAGCGCAUCUACUUCGCCAAGGACGACGUCUUUGUCCGCGACGCGCGCUUCCUCGGCGCUACCAAGGUCGAUGACGACGGCGUCGUGGCGUGGGACAUUGCGUGGCCGACCAAUCCAUUUAAAGCGCGCAUCGACCGCGGCCGCUUUCAACAGCGCGACGAGCCGGUCCGCAGCGACAUCUUUUACUUUGUCAACGAUCGGUUUCUCGCCCACCACCGAACGGUCUUCCGCUUCGUCUCGCCGCGGGUCGCCAACGCCAUCUUGCUGCAGCGUGUUGAGGAUAAUGCGUCGCUCGACCACGUACACCGCGCACUCCACAAAGCGACGUUCAACCGACGCGGUCCCUGUGUCCAGGAGGCGACGCAGCUGCUGCACACAGCGGCCAACCACCGCGCGUGUCCGACGCUGCAGCUGCUGCUUGCCCAUGGCGCCGACAUCAACAGCGUCGACUUGGCGAACCACACGGUGCUGCACAAUGCGGUGCAGAAGAAGGACUUUGAGAUGACACGCUUCUUCCUCAAGCAAGGCGCGAGCGUCGAUGGAGCCGUCAUCACGACGGCGCUGACUCCGCUGCAUGUCGCCAUCAUGGGCGGCAGCAUGAGCAUGGUCGAGCUGCUCUUGGACGCCGGCGCUGCGAUCGGUCCAGCGUGUGCGCUUCGGGCCGACCCGUGCGAUGUUCAGCACUGCGACCAUGCAACCGCGCUGCAGUGUGCCUACGUGUGGCGGCAGCCCGAGAUUGCGUCGCUGCUGUUGCGCAAGGGCGCCGACGUCAACGACAACCGCGGCGCUUACCCGCAGCAUAGCAUCUUAGCCAACUGCAUCAUGGCCCUCCAUGGCGACGAGCGCAUGGCGCACGUGCUGGCGCUCUUGGAGCACGGCGCGGUGGCCAGCAUCCACCGCCUCAACAAGAUGGGUGUCUCGGCCAUGCAUUUUGUGGUCAAGCACCAGCUCUAUGCGAUCGCCGAGCUCUUUGUCCACUACCAGUCGAGUGCCAACCUCCCGAUGUUGGACGAAGCGGGGCUUGUCGCCCUCGCUGUGGCACUCAAGGACCGACGCAUGCUCUCGAUUCUGGGCCACGCGCACUCGCGUGUCCUCCCGCCCGAUGACGCGAUGGCCGAAGAAGCGACGUACGAUGCGAUUGGCGAUCACUUGGCGCUCGCCAAGGACAUGACCAUGCAUUUUGAAGCCAACGACGACGCCAACAACCAGAUCGAGUACCACCAAGCGGCCCUCGUCUCGACCGUCGACAAUGAUGCGUGGAUGCAUGAGAUCCGCGCGACGGGGCAGAUCACCGCCGAGGCCAUCUCGCCCGAUGACGUGGACGACGGGACGUUCAACGACGCCGACCACGGGCUCGUCGAGGCAGGCGACGACGGCACAAUGGUCGUCACGACCGACGAAGGCGCGGCGCAGGCGCUCGCGAUGGGCAGUGUCUACGACGGCUACUUUGUGCAGUCGACCGCCGACUCGCUCGACACGACUUGCACCAACCACAGCAUGGUCAACGCCGGCACCGAGCACGAGCUCGUCGAGGCGGGUGAUGGCAGCACGAUGGAUGGAACCCAGCCCGACAGAGCUGACGGCGGGUUCGACCUCGGGCCCAUCUACGACGCAUACUUUCGGGAUGACACGGCGUGCGGGGGGCGGACAGUGAGCGUCGGACCCAUCUACGACGCGUACUUUGACCAAACGGAAACCUUGGACGACGGUAGCCGCGUCCGGUUCGACGAAAUCGAACUGGACGAUGACGACGAUGACGCGUCGCCAAUGUACCCUAACCACAUCGCUGCCGUCUAGUGUCGGCCAC